This is a messenger RNA of Arabidopsis arenosa, 1794 nucleotides long. NCBI's taxonomy places the organism in Eukaryota, Viridiplantae, Streptophyta, Magnoliopsida, Brassicales, Brassicaceae. The record is from the annotation of a GenBank genome assembly.
AAAUAGAAAAUAAAUCCAAAACAAUGUAUUCUUCAUCAUCUGUAUCAAAACGCUUCGUUCUAUACCCUAUCGUGGUCGUGGUGACCACACAACUCCUUCUCGUACGCAGCGUUUCUUCACUAAACCUUACCAAUUCAUAUCUCCACCACAAAUGCUUAGUCAGUGAAGGGAAAUACAAGCCGGGAAGCAAGUACGAGAAAUCACUCGAUGAUAUCAUCCAAAGCUUUUCAAAUAAAGAUAAAAAUUCGUAUGGUUUUCGUACUGGUUUCAGCAUGACGGCCUACGGUAAAGAACCUGAUAUGGUCGCCAUCACUUACCAGUGCCGUGUCGACUCUCGCGGGCCCAAGUGCCAGUCCUGCGUUGUCACUGCCGGUUAUGAGCUUCUUCGUAAGAGAUGUCCGAGAGAUAAAGGGGCAAUAAUAUGGUACGACCAAUGUCUUGUGGAGUUUUCUUCGUCAGAUACUUCUGGGCAGAUUAAUUACGACGACAACUUUUGUAUGCCCAGCGCGAAGAACCUGAUCGGCAAUUCAAUUCCUUUAGAAGAAAGGUUGCAUCUCCUCAACAAUCUGACAAAGAUGGCGGUCACUAAAAUAGAUAAAAACAUAGAAGGGAAAUAUCAGCCUGGAAGUGUAUACGAGAAAAACCUCAAUACACUCAUCCGUUCCACCUCAGCCGGCAAUUUUCGCAGCGGUUUUGAUCAGAUUUCGCAUGGUAAAGGUCCCAAUUCCGUAACCUUCAUGUACCAAUGCCGUGGCGAUUCCUACGGGUCCAGGUGCCGCUCCUGCUACACCACCGCCCUCUCGGCGCUUCGUAAGAGAUGUCCGAGAAACAAGGGGGGAAUAAUAUGGUACGACCAAUGUCUUAUGGAGAUUUCUUCCAUCCGUAACGACGGAAAGAUCGAUUACAACAACAACUUUUGUGUGUCUAACAUGAAGAACGCUAGCGGAUCGCCACUGGAGUUCAAACAGAAAAUGGUCGAUUUCCUACUAAAUCUGGGGUUGAAAGCUACCAGUGAAGACAACAUGGACGAGAACAACCAAGCGGUGCUGUAUGCGACGGGGGAGGAAAGAGUUGGGACAAAGAAGCUUUAUGCGAUGGUGCAGUGUACGAAAGACUUAUGGUUGAAGACUUGCUAUGCGUGCUUGGAAUGGAUUAUCCUCAAGGAAUCGGAUUGCUGCGACGGUAAACUAGGAGGGAGAGUUUUCAGUACCAGUUGUAAUUAUAGUGUAUUGUCCUUGAACCAGACCAAUGCGUAUCUAAACCAUAAAUGCAUCAACGAACAAGGGAAAUACAAGUUGGGAAGUCCAUACGAUAAAAACCUCAAUAGCUCAUACAUUAGUAGGAGAUGUCCGAAAAACAAGGGGAAAAUAAUAUGGUACGAUAACUGUGUUCUCGAGAUCUCUUCAAUCGAUACAUUCGACAAAAUUGAUUACCAGAACAAUUUCUAUAUGUACAACGCAAAGGAUGUGAGCGGUGAUAUUGAGUUGUUCAACAAGAGUACAAGGGAUCUCCUUCAUGAGCUGAAGGAGAAAGCCAACAUUAAGAGCAAGAAGGAUUUCAUGUUUGCGGCAGGGGAGAAGAGUCUUGGGGAAAAAAAGUUGUAUGCAAUGGUGCAAUGUACGAAAGACUUGACACCUAACAAUUGUAAUGUGUGCUUAAAUUGGAUUAUGGCGAAGCUUCCUAAAUGUUGCAAGGGUAAACAAGGAGGAAGAGUUUUGAGUACGAGUUGUAAUUUUAGGUAUGAGAUGUACCCUUUUCUUAUGAUUUGAAGUCUAUUAAAAGUAAGGACCUUUG